GUCGUUACGUUUUAGCGUGAAGUUCUGCUCGGCAGUGGAAUAGCAGGAAGGAAUAUGAGGGACGCAAGGUGAAUGUUACGGAUGGGCGAUACCACUGAUUUUCUUUUUGAUUCGAUGCAAGGUAAUGUCGAGCUGCAUCCAGGACGACAGACAGAGGAGAUGAAAAGCAUUUACUAACAGCAACGUGAACGUGACCUGUGGGCUUCUCACCAAAGCCAGGGAACGACUGGCUGCACUUGAUCCCCAAGCUGGGCUGUGGCCAGCUGCAUCAUGGACCAGAAACCUCCCCAGCUAAGUGUGGCAGAUGUGAAGGAGGAAGCACAGGACGUCCUCAUAUCGGAUGUGGACGGGGCCGGGCACAGCAGCCCUGACAAGGUGAAAUGGAGCGCUGCUGGUGUGGGGCCCAGCUGCCUUCUGCACUCACAGAAAGCAGAGAGUACAGUGUGUCCUGUCUUUAAUGGGGAGGUGAUAGAAGAAACAGUGUUUCAGGACGUGACUGAGGAGAAGGUGACUGUCCCUCUUCAGGUGGACGAUACUGAAGGGAGACGGAGAACGAGAAGAGGGUGUGUCAGACCUCCUACCCCAGUUCAAGCUCUCGUACCAGGGAGGAGAGUGAAGAAGUUCCCCUGUUCUCACUGUCCAGUACUGUGCUAUACGUCAGAAACUUACCUACAGAGACACAUGAGGAAAUCACAUCCUGAGGAGUUUGGCCCUGGUGUGAUACUGAAAGGUCACUGCUGCUCUCAUUGUGGAAAGAGCUUCAGUCAUUUGGGAAACCUAAAGAAGCAUGAGCGGAUUCACACAGGUGAGAAACCCUACCAGUGCUCCCACUGCAAGAAGAGCUUCAGUCAAGAAGGAGUCCUGAAGAUCCACCAGCGGAUUCACACAGGGGAAAAACCCUACCAUUGCUCCGAGUGUGGGAAGAGCUUCAGUUAUUUAGGAGACCUAAAGAAGCACCAGCGGAUUCACACAGGGGAAAAGCCCUACCAGUGCUCCCACUGCAAGAAGAGCUUCAGUCAAGUAGGCGCCCUAAAAGCACAUGAGCGGAUUCACACUGGGGAUAAGCCAUACCAGUGCUCCCAGUGUGAGAAAAGCUUCAGUCAAGUAGGAACCCUAAAUAUCCACCAGCGUAUUCACACAGGGGAGAGGCCCUACCAGUGCUCCCAGUGUGGGAAGAGCUUCAGUAAAGUAGGAGCCUUAAAUAUCCACCAGCGUAUUCACACAGGGGAGAGGCCCUACCAGUGCUCCCAGUGUGGGAAGAGCUUCAGUCAUUUAGGAGCCCUAAACAUCCACCAGCGGAUUCACACGGGGGAGAGGCCCUACCAGUGCUCCCACUGUGGGAAGAGCUUCAGUCAAGUAGGGUCCCUAAAGGCCCAUGAGCGGACUCACACUGGGGAGAAGCCAUACCAGUGCUCACAGUGUGAAAAACGCUUCAGUCAAGUAGGAGCCCUAAAUAUCCACCAGCGGAUUCACACAGGGGAGAGGCCCUACCAGUGCUCCCAGUGUGGGAAGAGCUUCAGUUAUGUAGGACACCUAAAGAAGCACCAGGGAAUUCACACAGGAGAAAGACCUUAUCAGUGUUCUCAGUGUGGGAAGAGCUUCAAUCAUUCAGGAAACCUAAAGAAGCACCAGCAAUUUCACACUGGAGAGAUGCCCUACCAGUGCUCCCAGUGUCAGAAGAGCUUCAAUCAAGUAGGAGCCCUAAAGAUCCACAAACAGAUUCACACACGGGAGAGGCCCUAUCAGUGCUCCCAGUGUGGGAAGAGCUUCAGUUAUUUAGGAGACCUAAAGAAGCACCAGCGGAUUCACACAGAGGAGAGGCCGUACCAGUGCUGCCACUGUAAGAUGACCUUCAGGCAAAUAGGAGCCCUAAAGGCACAUGAGCGUACUCACACUGGGGAUAAGCCGUAUCAGUGCUCCCAGUGUGAGAAAAGCUUUAGUCAGGUAGGAACCCUCAGUAUCCACCAGCGGAUUCACACAGGGGAGAGGCCCUACCAGUGCUCCCACUGUGAGAAGAGCUUCAGUCAGGUAGGAGCCCUAAAUAUCCACCUGCGGACUCACACAGGGGAGAGGCCCUACCAGUGCUCCGAGUGUGGGAAGAGUUUCAUUCAUUUAGGAGCCUUAAAAAUUCAUCAGCAGAUUCAUACAAGGGAGAGGCCCUACCAGUGUUCCCACUGUGGAAAGAGUUUCAGUAAAGCAGGAUCCCUAAAGGCACAUAAGCGGACUCACACUGGGGAGAAGCCAUACUAGUGCUCCUGGUGUGGGAGGAGCUUGUUUCAUAGAAAAUCCAAACAAACAUCGAUGGAUUCACACAGGAGAAACGCCUUACCACUGCUACCAUUGUCCAAAGACUUCUAUUUAAUUAAGAAAUCUUAAGACACACCAACAAACUAACACAGGUGAAUGACUCUGUCUGUGUUUCUGGUUGUGGGAAGCUGCUCUACUUGUGCAUGAAGUGAAAGCAUGUGAGCAGACCAUCUAGGGUAACUGCAGGACUCCACCAAAGCUCCCUGAUGUGAUGCAGGCAUGGGAGGAAGUAGCAGUGAGCAUGUCUUCAUCUUCUGGCAUCAUCAGAAUGUUUGCACAACGCCAAAAAUGGUACAAUGAUAUCCGGAGAUGGGGAAAACAAAACCUACAAUCACUGAGGAUCUGAUGUCAGCAGAGGACUUCAUUGCCUUUACGCUCAGUGCUGAAAGCAUUGAGGGAUUUGGGAGGCUAGAGAUGGGCGUCCAGCAUAAUGCAAUGGUAACAAUAAAUAAAUGUGUAUAAACCAUGCAGGCUUCUAGCAAAAAUCAUUUAUUUGACAUCAAAAUACUGCAACCAUACAAUAAUUGAGCCGUAAUUGUCAUGCAGCUCCCCAAGCUGAAGAUCCUGAUCCUGAUAGGCAGGAGCAGGUGGUCGUUGUGGAGGGAGAAGAGAUGGUGGAACUAUCAUUAUUGAGAUCAAGAUGAGCCGACCCAGAUCACAGUGCAGAAACAUCAUCUGGAAGGAGGAGCACCCAUCCUGGGUACUGCAGCAAGCCCACUUCAACAUGCUGGAGAGGGAACUGGGUGGAAUAAUGUGUGUUCGGCGCGCAAACUCCCACCUGAGCCACAUUGAGAUGUUGCUACGGCCCCUCGUGGACAAUAUGGGAAGGUUGGCUGAAUGAGUUGAUCCCCUCGUUCUUGCAACACCUCCCUUGGCCACCCAAACUCCUACAUUCACCAAAUCCAAUACAAUACAAAGCCCCCAGAUGCUUCUGGACUCUCUCUUGGCCAGGGUGCUCCCAGCCUGCCAAGGAAGAAGACCAGUUUAAGAUUGUUCAUGAAUUUGGUGCAAUUGGUGUCUUUAAAAUCAUUUUAUUCAGUCAUGGAGUAGCAGGUAAAAUCAGCGGGGUUUUAAUGGCUGAACCUGAUCAUUGUAAUCUCAAAAAAAUGUUAAUACAGAAUAUUUUUUAAAAAGUUGUUCAAAUUUGAUUUAAUUAUAUCGAGAUUUAAAAAAUUGUCACACACAUUGUGAUUUAUAAUA
This is a messenger RNA of Paramormyrops kingsleyae, 3507 nucleotides long. The record is from RefSeq and is a predicted model, not a curated record. NCBI's taxonomy places the organism in Eukaryota, Metazoa, Chordata, Actinopteri, Osteoglossiformes, Mormyridae.